AUGACGUCCGCAGCGCAUGUCCGUGCGAAGGCAACACGUCGAAGCUUCUGGCAACUUGCGGGUGUUAGUACUUUACUCGUGGGGUCUACUGGCGGCGGCCUGUUUCUGUACUACCGUUAUGCGCGGUUGCCGGAGCAGUGGCGUGUAGCGCGGCUCUCGAGGAUGCAACCACCGGUUCGCCGCACACGGCCGUUCGUCGCCGGAACCAACAACCGCGGCAAUGAAAAUAUCAAUCCGUGUGAUGGUUAUGGCUUCUCCAAUGAGUUGUUAUUGACUGGGGAACCGCUAUGGGGAAUUUCCGCUGUGUAUUUCUACGGCCUCGUUUUACUCCGUUCAGUGAUGCUCCUGACGCGCAUGGUUCCGGUGAUUUGGUAUGCGUUCCUGACAUAUGGCCUACAUCUGUGCGGGGAGCAAGUUCUUUUUGAGAAGCUGCGGGAUGCGUUGACGGCGAUGGGGCCAAGUUACAUCAAGUUUGGGCAAUGGAUGGCGACGCGGCCAGACUUUUUUCCUCCAACUCUCUGUACUGCGCUGGAAAAGCUGUACGAUCAAACUUCCGCCCACAGUUGGUCCCACACGGAGAAGGUUUUACGUCGCACUCUGCAUGAGGCAACACCGUCCGAUGGUCUUAUCGAAGACAAUGGCAUGACGUCAUUACCGGAUGUGGUCGAGACCACAAAGACGAGGUGCAAGCAGGUGGCAAUGAAGCAGCGACACAACGCGCUGUAUUAUUUACAAGAAAUUGAAACCGUGCCUGUCAACAGCGGCAGCAUCGCACAGAUUCACCGUGGAGUACUGCGUGAGGAAGUUGAUGGAAUUCCUGCGGGCACGGAAAUGGCAAUUAAGGUCACGCAUCCUCGUAUUCGUGAGCACAUCGCUGCGGAUGUCACGGGGAUGCGUUGGUUUGUGAAUAUUCUCACAUUCCUUUGGCCCAGCACCGUCUACUUUGACCUGAAGAGGAGUGUUCAGGAGUUUUCUUCCUUUGUGCAGUCCCAGCUUGACCUCCGGCAGGAGUGCGAUAACCUGCAGCAGUUCAUAUUCAACUUCCGUGACUUUCCCGGCGUCAUCUUUCCCAGGCCGCUGCCCUCACUCUGCUCGCAGGACGUUCUGAUUGAGACGUUUGAAGAAGGUGAGCCAUUGCAGGGGAUUCAGAGUGGCGACAACUAUUAUGAUCUUGCCGAGCGGGGGUGUCAUAUGUUUCUUAAGAUGCUCUUUGAAGAUAAUUUUGUGCACUCCGACCUUCACCCGGGAAACUUGCUGCUUCGGACAAAUCCAGGGGCUCCCGUUAGCAGCGUAUCCGCAUCCCUUUUAUUGCCUUCCGCCGAUGCCUACUACCCAGAUGGGAAGAUGAAACUCCUGCAUGAGCUCGUUGUGCUUGACACAGGGCUUGUGUCGACGUUGUCAAAGAAGGAACGGAAUAACUUCAUUGCACUCUUUGCGGCGGUGGCAUGUGGAGACGGCAAACUUGCUUCGGACCUCAUGAUCGAUCGUAUGCCAAAGCAAAGAAGGCCUCAAAGUGGAGUGAAACGUGAAAAGUUUCGUAACGACAUGCAGGCGAUCUUUGACAUUGUUCCGCCGGGAAAAUCGGAAGGCUUUAAAUUGAGCAAGGUCCGCAUAGGCCCCGUGUUGGCUAAAAUUAUGAACACGGUGCGAGAGAAUAAAACACCUAUCGAUGGCAACUUUGCCUCACUUGUACUCACCGUGAUAGUGGGGGAGGGACUUGGAAGGAGGCUGGCGCCAGACUUCAAUAUAUUUAGCGAGGCCGCGCCGUAUUUGGUGGCACUGUUGGAGGAUAGUGAGCUGUACUUUCUUGCCUCAAAACUGCGGGAGACGUACGGCACCCCAGCGUUGCUACGCGACUCUGUACAUUUCGUGAGGCCUGAGCGCACGGCAACCUACGCGGAGAUGGGCGUUAAAAAGGUGGUCAAGACAAUGGGGCAUAUGUGGCGACGGUUGACAGGAGAGGCCACAGACAGCGAUAUGGCUACUGUGGAAAAGUGA
Trypanosoma cruzi is the source of this 1998-nucleotide messenger RNA. RefSeq lists its product as uncharacterized. NCBI's taxonomy places the organism in Eukaryota, Euglenozoa, Kinetoplastea, Trypanosomatida, Trypanosomatidae. The coding region runs from base 1 to 1998 and encodes 665 amino acids. The transcript has a single exon. The record is from RefSeq and is a predicted model, not a curated record.